This is a messenger RNA of Bombus huntii, 10191 nucleotides long. RefSeq names its product autophagy protein 5 (gene Atg5). Gene Ontology annotation, cellular component: phagophore assembly site membrane; Atg12-Atg5-Atg16 complex; cytoplasm. Gene Ontology annotation, biological process: nucleophagy; autophagy of mitochondrion; autophagosome assembly. The record is from RefSeq and is a predicted model, not a curated record. The coding region runs from base 8952 to 9749 and encodes 265 amino acids. The transcript has 4 exons. NCBI's taxonomy places the organism in Eukaryota, Metazoa, Arthropoda, Insecta, Hymenoptera, Apidae.
AUUCUACUCCGCCGAUAAUUAUCCCGGUUGAGCCGACUGUUAGCUGUGUGCUUUUGCUGGAAACGGUCUAAGAAUGGGCGCGGCGAUGUUCCACGGCCGGAAACUGUCGACCAUUACGAUCGUCUCGACCGCCUCUCUCCGUUCACCGUGCCGCUAACUCGGCUCCUCGUGUUUUUUACAUUAAUUCCGAUCGGCUCGAUGCUCGAGCACCGACCAACGGGACAAGACUGCCGAUCGACCGAACCGACCAAAACGAAGUCAAGGGUAAUUACAUAAUCGGAGCAGCCGGGAUUUCUUCCGACGCAAUCGUCCUCUCCUUCCUUUUUCCCCUCAUUUUCGUCGCUGGAGACGCUUAGUUACGCUUCGCAACGGUAGUCGCCGUUUUACGAGCGUUCUAUCGAGAAAUCUCGGCAUCGCAUAGGCAUUAUCCGCUGCCUUCAUUUCUCAACGUCGCGCCGGCUUAAUACCGAUUCGAUACGUAGGUGCUUCGGUGACAUUUCCCGCUUGCUCGCCUCGCCACGAGCCGUAGGAACUUUCGAGAAUUUACCAAACACGUUGAAAGCGGUGGAAAUAAAAAAGGGAGAACGAAGGCAGGAAGGAAGGGGAGUGGAGUCGUGGAGUGAUCCACGCAGAAGGCGCGGGCGCCUCCUUGGAGACAGGCGAGAGAAGGUGGCGGCGAAGAAGGUCAAAGCGAUUUUUCCCUCUAACGGACGAGCUAGAGGAGUCGGCGCGGUGCGGCGGCGAGAGAGCCGCGGUCGCAUUUGUUUCACGGCAGCCAGCAGGAGCAACCAACGGCCAACAGGUGUAUAGCAGGUGCACACCCCGAGCGGCAUCGAGAGUGCCGUGGAGAGCUAAAAAGUUUCACGUCCACCUGAAGGUCCCACACGAGAAACCGGGCGACUUUCAACCGUCGUUUUCUUCAGCGCCACCACCCCUCGACUCCCACCCCACGAAGCUACACUCGCCGUGUACGGUGCCGAACGACCGAAGAAACCAUCCGACGAACCCACUCGUUCUUCGUCUUGCCGCGACAGCACAAUGCCAUACGGCGGCAAAGAAACAAUCGAUAGGCCCGAUACUCGAGUUCGAUCCUCCAAUUCGUUGCCUUCUGCGUUAGCAACGCAACUUUCCACCCACCCCGCAACUCCAUCUCGUUAUCUAGCUGGUUAACUCGCUGUUGUGGCGCUAUCCACGAAAUAGACGAAGAAACGGAGGGCGCACUCGGUUUGCAGCGUGCUAGUGGACACGUCGGUAGAAUUACCCGAUCUUAUUAAAACCAUUUCUCAUUAAGAGCAGAAGCAUACCGCGUACGGUCAAGACAACUUUAAAGUAUCGGUAUAACGAUCGAGUAUCUGCCUUUGUACUACUUUUACCGUAUCAAAAGAGGCGGCCUGCUUUUACGCCGAAUAUUCGUCGAUAUUCAGAAUUUCGCAAAAGCUUGUUUUUCUCGGAAAUCCAUAACACCGGAAAAUCGGAGUCAGGUCGUCCUAUGCGCUGUACGUCUUUGACGGCGCUACUAGGACAACCUAAUCGGACGUAAGAUCUCUACGUCCAGAACUAGAGCAACCUAGAGACCCGUGUUUUACACGCUAAAAUAGUAAAGAUCGUAGCACGUAUUUCUAGAAAUGGGCAAUUCAACGCGCAUUCCUUGGAAAUACGCGAAUUCCUCUAGUUAGAAGCGUAGAUCGGUCGCCACGGAUGAACCAUCCUUUUAAAAUUGCCCCUGUAAAGGCAAAGAGAGAAAAUCCAAAGACGGUAACGACGAAAGAAGACACGAACGAAUACCGGAAGAGGCGAGAAGAAGGAGGAGAAGAGGAAGGUAGAAGAUACGUUGGAAGAGUGCGAGGAUGCCAGUCGGAGAGAAACACCUGCGUCCCAUUAUCGAUCAUCUAUCGAACGGGGCCUCCAGUCGGCGCUACCCUCGAAAUCACUAUGCGUCGCUAUGUUUCCGACUGUUGAAAUUCCACCCUGUGUCGUGGUGGCUCACCGUCAGGUGCUUCUUCCUGGACGGACAAGUGCAGGCGGCGCGAGUGCUUUCUCGAAUUAAUGACACGUUGUCCCACGCGAGCGUGGAUGGCCUUUCUUCUCGGACUUCUCUUCCCGGAUUUCCGUUUCCAUUCCGUUUCGUUCUAUUCGCCGUUGCCGACCACCGUUCGAGCGAGCGAUCAUCAUGGAAACUUGUUGCGAACUCGGGUUUUUCGACGCGCGUCAACGCGAUGACGCACAAACGUCCUACCGACGCGUUCAAAUUUCCCAUCGACAAACUUUUGCGAAACCUUCGAGAAGCUUCUCGCCCGCUAAUGCGUCUUCGUAUAUCUGCGUACGUAAUAAGUGAGAGCGAUCAACGAGUAAUUAACGAGUUAAGAAGCAGCGAGUAACAGCCGUCUCAUAAUCGUUAAACGAAGGACAAUUUUUAAAGAGUCCGAAGGAAACGACGUUGGCCGAAAAGCGAGAUAGGAAGAAAGCUUGGCGCACGCAAUUUGCUGCCUCGUGAAUUUAUGGAAACAGGAGGCACGAGGUGGUCCGGCACCACCGACGCGUCCAUUUAUGGAUAGAGCAAUUAAUCGAACGGAGGCGGACCGCGAUAAAAGACGCGACGAUAAAGCAGUCGCGCUCGCGCCAGUAAACACACGCGUAUGUUGGCGCACUUUUACUUACUUAUCAAAGUUCAAUUGAGUUAACGAUUGCACCUGUACGUUCCUUUCUCCUCGCUAGAGCGCGGCUGGGAUGGAUGGCAGCUGGGGCUGGCAUGCACGGGCGCGCGUGUCGCGCACACGGUAUACCGAUACGCGUUCGUGUACGUACAGGUGGGACGGAAUCAUCAUCCUUCUCUUCGAACGGCUCGCACCAUCUUCCCGUCCUUAUCAUAAAUUUUCUCUCGUUUCCUGGCCAAGCUCGAAUUCGAGCUAUCGACCGCUGCCCAACGAUCGCUGCUCCACGACCACCGCUCCCCAUCGAUCUCCGUCCACGUACCGUUCCUCGUCGUCGUCGUCGUCGUCGUCGUCGUUAGAAUCGAAUCGCUUCGUUCGACCAUGCCUCGAACGUCUCUCGAUACGAACGCCCGAGAAGGGAUCCGUCUUUUUUGCUCGUUCUUUAAUAAUCGAGUCGGACGAUACAUCGUCGAUGGACGCGUGAAACGACGGCAAUGGUGCCGGGUGGUAUAAUAACAAGGGCGAGCACGAAGAAGGAGGAAGUAUCGCGUAGUAAAGCGUGGAAGAUCGCAGGCAAGUGCGAAGUAAUACUCGCCGCCUACGGCGAAAUCGAGUUUCCAUCCGUUGGAAAUUCCGUUGGAUGGCGAACGGGUGAAGCGACAACGACCUAGAAAUUGCCGCGGUGUAGAUCGACGCGGUAGGGAUCGACGAACGUCGGCUAAAUCGGUCGUGGUGUUCGUUAAACGAGGAGACGAGCGUAGGUACGUACCACUUACGAAUCUUUGAGAUUUCCGUCUCGUUCUAGGGAAAUUACGCGGUCGUGGCAGCCUCUCCAAGAAGAACGAUAGAAACUCUCGAGAAAUACGUUGCUUCGAAGGAAGGCAGAUCUUUCCCCUGCGAGACGGGACGCGCCCCCCGGUGAUGCGAGUUCGGCUUUGGCUUUGGCUUCGGCUUCGGCGAAUCGUUUAAUCGGAGGCUUGGCCGACGCGCUCGUCCCCGUUAAAAGGAGCAUUCACGGAUAAUAAUUAGGGUGCAACGGCCGUCGCGUUCGUGCAGCGUCGCCGAAUCAAAAGGGAACAGUGAUUGGUGGCUGGCUCGAUGAGCAGCAACGGGGUCCUUUAAACUGUCCCGUGUCACACGCUGCUGCUCCAGCUCAACGCUUUUUUACCAUCUGCCCCUUGUCGGGCAUAUGUUGCGGGAUAACAUCGAAAAUGAUCCGAAACAGGUAGAGGAUAGCAGAGGCUCUAUCUACACGGGUUUCGACACUCGCUACCCGUCUGUCGGCGAUCACCUGUUGAUUUCCUUUAAAUCAAAAUAAUAUCACGUUCUACGAGUUUCCACGCUCGGUGAGCAGUCGGCGCACAGUGGCUUUUCCUCCGAAGGGAAGGGUGAAUACGACUAUGAAAAAACUCGAUGCCUCUUCCGGUUUGCCAGAGCGCGCGCGUUCGCUCACGAGUCACCGUCACCGAUGUCGCAACUCCGGAAUAUCUUUCCACGCAGCGCGAAUAUUUUCCGUCCAUUUGCCAACGUUGUAACCCGCGACGCGAAGGUACAAGUUGCCACUUCCGUUUGGAAAUUCUUCUUGGCCACACGACGGAACUGCGCCGUGAUCGCAACUCUUCCGUUUCCGGUGUAUGGACGAAUUCCACGAUUACGAUCUCGACGAACAAGAGCGUCGAUUAAGCGACUGAAUGGCGGCGUAAACCCCCCGUGAGAGUGGGUCGGUGCCUGGUCGAUGAAAAGAGGGGCUGCAUGAAAGCUCGACGCUUGAUUUAUGAACGAAAAUCUCGAGUAAACGCCCGUUUCCGCGCUCCGCCGGGCGUGAAAUGACUUUGGGCGAGUUCUGCCGCGAGCGGUCUGUCCUCGUCGCGACAGCGAACCGGCCGGGCGUGCAGUUCCGGCACCGGGACACCGGAAGCGCCGGCUCAUACAUCGGGUAUUCGCGUCUACAUCGCUUUGACGCGUCGUCGCGUAACCUCGUUCCGAUUCCAACUAUCCAAAUAGCCGCGGAUUCGUCCCGUUCGAUUCGUCGUUAAGUCGGGCGACCCGUUUCGUAACCUCGAUCACCUUAAUCCGAUCGCCUUAAUUUUCUUUCUGACCAAUUUCUGGCGAAUAUCGACUGCGACAAGGUGGAUUUCGCUGGUAUAACUUCGGUUUAGUAAAUCGACUAGCCGGAAACUCAUUUCUCUGGCAAUCAGUGGCAUCGAGGAUUUCAGUGGGCGCGGCCAGUGACUCCGAAAACAUCGGUUUUAUUCGGAAUUAAAGGUUGCCUGCGAGGCAGCAACUGCGAGCCGAAAAUUACGACGAAACUCGAACCAGAGAUCCUUCGAGCGAAAUUCCCCAAGGAUUUGCCGUCGUACCGCCUCUUUGUUUCGUCGUUGGUCAACUGCGCCUAUCUGUCGUGGUAGAUGGUGACUUUUUUCAACUUCUCCGGUUUUCCAAUUCAACUUUCACGAGGUUUUACUGGAAGCUCGUGGAACUUUGCUAUUUAUAUUCGCGAUCGUAUUGCUCGACGUUGUAACGCGGUAACGAUAACUGCGAACCAUUUACCGGGGUCGAAGGUUGUCUUAUAAAUCGAGCUUUUAUUGCAGUUCGUGUCAGCACAGACGAAAUGACUUUUAUUCCAGCGAUAGAUUCUCCCCUUUUCUCGUUGCCUUAUAUUGCCACGUUUUUAUCGCGAAAACCAGUCAGAAGCAGAUCGAACGGAGAUUGCAGCGGAAAGCAUCGUCGUUCGAUUUCUUCCUUCGGAAACUCUCUCUUUGAGAAAUUCAAAUUCGAAGAAUAUUCCAGUACUCGAAGAGUUUAAACGCAAACAUUCAAAUACUCAAAUUCACAGACACGUACGUAUACAAUUUCCGACGAUAUUCAAAUUUCUGUCGACCAACGAUCUCAACGUUGUCGAGAGCAUUAAAUUUCGCGUAACAGCGAGAAACAAUUUAAAAUUCCAUUUUGAUGGAACAGUCGCGAACGAAGGAAGAAGAGGAAGGAAUAAAUGCCCUCUUAUUUUCCUUCUGGCGAUUUUUCUUAACAAACCGUGCUCGUUAUUGAAGGAUAGGUCGGUGCGCCUCUCUCGACAAAGACGUCGCUUUUAUCCGCACUGCGGAUAUAUUUAUACGUACUCCGCUUUGUCCACCCUUCGCUGAUUCCAGAUUCCAGAUCGUUUUUUCAUACGUUUAUCGCCGAGAGGCAUUGGUUUCCGAUCGAGAGCCAUAGUCCACAAUAAACUCGUCGAUGACCUUAGCCAGAUCGUCUGGCUGCGUGGGCGUACUGUCUUUUUGAUCGCCGAAUACACAUAAAUCGACCGAUAUGAUAACCCAAUUAAUAACAAUAACGUAUUUCCUGUAGCGAUUUUCUGUCGGUAGAGCUCUUGUAAACGUAAAAUCGCGUGCAACUUCUUUUCUGCGGUGUAUGCGAACCGUUUUAUUUGUAAACGCGAUGAAAACGUUUCUUCGUCAUCGUUGUCGUAUCGUGCCUAAUUAAAAAUGACGGAAGAGAAAAAUCUUCUCGGUGACAGUUUUAUCGUCGAUUAUAAUACGCGUAUUAGUAAUACGAUGUUAGUUGGAUAUCCCUCUCCCCGGCAUGAUGUAAGUGCUUCGCGAUAAAGUUUUCAUGCCGGAUCGUUGGUCGGUCUCGAGCUGCUGUUUAUAAGAGGAAUUUAUCAGAAGGUUUCGUUUAUCGGGACAGACAGUCGGGUCAGACAGUCGGUGGAGACACGAGCGAGCGAAACACGCACACGCGGCACUGCGUGCAGCUGUACGCGAAAUUGAUGUCGUGCCGCCCGCCCAUUUGCAAUUUCUACGUAAGAAGGCGCGCUAGUUAUUACCGGACUGAUCGAUCAAAAAUUCUGCCUUUGGAAAAAACGGUGUAACGAUAAACUAAACUGUCGACCGAUACUACCGCCGCUACGAAUCCACCAUCGCUGCCGGGUAAAUAAAGCAACGUGUAUGCCUCGAUUAUCGAGCCACGGAAUUUCCUUCUGAUUAGCGCGUCUUACGAGAUAUGUCGCAGUUUAGCCACUUUGACGGUGGAUCGUGUAUUUUACCAGUGUUUUCUUUCGGAAUUUCUGUAAUGCGCGUUGUGCUCGGCAUACUUUGCCUACGAUACAACGAUACAACGAUUUUACGUAAAAACAUUUCGAGUAUUACCGCCACACUGAAUUAAACGUUGGAAAACAACGUUCACGUUUAAUGCACACAUUAUACGUGAAAGUUUGCAAAUUACGCGAUGGAUUAUGCAAGAUAAACGGUUAAAGGAUUAACCAUCGGAAAUGCGACGUUUCCUUUAUCUCUUUAAACGCGUUGUAACACAUGGCACUGUGAGAUUUAAUACUGUUCGUUCCGAGCAGAAGGAGCAACAGGUGGUUAAAAUCGAUGUUGCGUUUAGUCGCGUUACGACUGUUAAUGAUACGCGUGUUAAUGAUCGGUGAAAUGGACGUGCAUGCACGGCUGUCGAAGCAGUCGAAACGAAGCAGAAGCUUUUAUCGGGACGAAGAGAGUGAAUUUUCUUACUGCCCUCUCAAAGUUCAAAGGUUCGACCGAUAAUACGUUCACUCGCCCGACAUCGCUUAACUGAUAAGAAAUCUGCCUUGCUUAUUUACAUUUGAUAUUUGAUAUAACCACGUGUCCGAUAUUUUCGUGCGUUAUCACGCUUCCUUUUAUGCUCAAGUUCCUCUUCGGAUUUUAUUGACAAUUUCAUCGCAAAAUAGUAUCUUUUAUCGAAAAUGUUCAGCUUUACGAAGAACGUAAACCUGAACAUUCAAACAGAUCGAAAGAACAAACAAAUUGCUUUUAUUUGUCAGUGCAACCUCUGUCUUUUCACAUGUUCGACAGAAACCUGACCAAUGUAUGUUUAAAAUAAAUACACGAAAAACAUUUUUUUAUAUACAUUUAUGUAUCUAUUUACGUAGAUAUGUACAUUGUAUUUUUGUAUCGCAACUUUAUCCGAGCUAUCCGACCGACGGUGUCACAGAUUCCUAGCCUAUCAACUAGAUUUUUUACGUUUGUGCUGCCAUCUCGUGGUAACGCUUGGAAAUAUUUUAAGCGCAGACGUACGUAUUCGAUUUCUGGCGUAUCAAUUGUUCGAUGCAUAUUUCGUUGCAUACAUAAAUCGAUAAAUGAAUGAAAAUACCUGCUAGAUCGCAGCGGCUCUAUGAGUAACGAUCAAUUUGUAAAGCACAAUUAACGACAUUAAGAGACUUGCGUGUUAUAAACGCUACAGAGAUGAAUAGGGAGAUCGCCUGUACAAUGUUAAAAAAGUCAGCCAAUAAAUGCGCACUAAGAAUAAAGACCUCUGGUGGCCAACGACCGAAAUAUACGCACGCUUCUUCUUCAACGUUCUUGGCAGGAGAAACGAGCGUAUGUACGGCGUGAGGGGAAGUGUUCAUUCGUACCGGCACAACGACCAGCGAAGGAUAAAGAAGAAUAAACAUAAUAAUUGCUUAGAAAAUUAAUUAGUAAUUAGAAAUAAAUUGCUUUUUUUGUAUUGAGUAUAGAAGUGCCAUUUCGGUGAGGGAAGUGGGACAGGAACGACAAUCGGCAUAUCAUAAGUAGUCAGAUCAUUAAAAAAUGAUCGCGAAAUUGUGUCACUUCGUACGUUAUCAUGUUCUCUCUUGAUACGAAAUCCCAAAACUGGUCAGAAAAGAUUUUGCUCCCCGAUUUUCUCAUAAAACGACGACGUUGUUAGUAGAAAUUUCACAAGGAUUCGAAUACCUUUUACGCGAGGAUUGUGGACGUCGGAAGGAUUUUAAAUUAUUAAACGCUUUGUUCAUUUGCAAAAUAAGAUCGUUUUAUUUAAUUCCAUUUGCAGGUUUACAAUAAUCUUCUAUAAAUUUGACUUCUUUGUUCGACCGAUGGAUCUGGAACAACUCUUUUCUCACAAAAGUGACGAAAAUAACGUGAUUAUCGUAAUCAUAGUAACGGGCAUAGCGUUCUAUCGCUUUCUUUCGAAUCUCACUAUAGACUAAGCGCUUACUUUCGGGUAACUCCGUACGGCUCGGUACGAACGCACGUUUCUCCAUUCGCCGUGUAUGCUCCCACCAAAAGCAUCGGGCGAAGAAAUGUGUGUAUAGUUCGACCGUUUGACCGUUAGAGGCGGUAAUUCGUGGAGCGUACCUUUGGCCAAAUUUCUCUCAUGCUCAUUGACAACCAUCCUACUCAUCUUUGGACACUAUCUGGCAUUAUCUGAAUGGACUUAGUUAAUUUUUGUAGCAGACGAAAAACAUAACCUUUUAUUUCAAGAUACUCGAUUGUUAUUAAAAGUUCGAAUGAAUUAGAAUAAAGGUUAUUUAUUGCCGUAUGCAUAAUGGCGAAUGACCGGGAGGUACUGAGAGAAAUUUGGGAUGGUAAAAUUCCUGUUUGUUUUACGCUUGAUUCCGAAGAAAUAUGUGAAUUACAAGGGCCCGACCCAUUUUAUCUUAUGGUGCCUAGGUUAAGUUAUUUCCCACUCUGCACAGAUAAGAUACGAAAACAUUUUAUAAGACAUAUACAAAGUGACAGUAAGCAGGAGCACGAGAUGUGGUUAGAAUUUAAUGGUAUCCCCCUAAAGUGGCACUAUCCGAUUGGUGUUCUUUUGGAUAUCUAUUCCAACGACGUUGAAUUACCUUGGAAUAUCGUCGUUCAUUUUGACAGGUUCCCAGAAAAUGUGCUGAUGCACUGUCAAAAUAAAGAAGUAGUGGAAGCGUAUUUUCUCUCCUGUGUAAAGGAAGCAGAUGUAUUAAAGCACAGAAGCCAGGUUGUAUCCAGUAUGCAAAAGAAAGAUCACAAUCAAUUAUGGUCUGGUUUACUCAACGAUAAGUUCGACCAAUUCUGGUCUGUAAAUCGAAAACUUAUGGAGGCCAGUAACACGGAGGAAGGUUUUAAGUAUAUACCAUUUCGAUGUUAUACGAGCGAGGACAAAUACGUACAAAAACUUGUAAAACCUGUAAACGAGGAAGGCCAAAGGAAGACGUUAAGGCAUUUGCUGAACGAAGUAUUCCCAGACAAUGAAAAUGUUACAGUGUUCACUCAUGGUAUUAGCCCACCUUUGGAAACACCCCUCCAAUGGAUGUCAGAACACAUGAGCUAUCCUGACAAUUUUUUACAUUUAAUCGUGACAUCAUAACCCACAAUGAAACAGCCAAUUGACUAAUUAUCGAUGAAAUCGUGAGUUAAGUGCUCUUUUCUCUCACCAGUAUUACUGGUAUUUUAAUCAAGAUCGCUUUACCACGGGUCUUUUUAAUGUUAUGUGCUUUGUCGUAUAUUUAUUUUAUACGAAAUCAUAAAUGACCCUCUAAUUUUUCCUGAAUGAUAUCGGUUAAACGCAAAGCUGUUACUGUUGCUUAUAUUCUUGUAACGCACGAACAUACUCAAACUCUGUCGUAAUGGUAACGUUGGACUUGUGCUAAAAUCGAAUCGAUAUUGGACCACGUUUAUUACAGAUCGAUCGGAUUGUAAUUCAAUUCGCAAUAUUGUACCCGGAAGGAAAUAUAUUGUAUAAAUAUAAUUAUAUAAAUAUUUAAAGAAUCAUUUAUGUAUAUAAACGUAUUAAUUACGAUUGUAUUGGA